AUACGAUUAAUAGUUUAGUAUUUUACAUUCAUAUGUGCAAAUACUUAAGUUGUGGUCAAUUCUUUCUCAGAAUUUAAUACUCGCCGAACAUUAAAAAAAACCUAACGCCUGAAUUUUAUGCUCACUGAUAACAAAAACUGAACUGAUUUAAUUUUCAAUUUCAAAUGGCCAGUACAACUAGUGAACUCACUCCAUCUGAAGGUAAACGUCUGGUGGCCGCUAAAAUUGCAAGUGCUGUCUCUGGAGGAGGUAGUCCCGUACGCGUGAUAAAUGCGUUUCUACAAGUGCAGGACUAUCAAGGAUUAGACCGAUAUUUGAGUAAACAUAAAAUUCCUACAGAUAUACUAACUACAUCAUUGCAAACGGCAUGUAUGCGAUCUGACAGUGAAGCAGUCGGUACAUUUUCAAAACAUGGAGCCAAUGUGAAUUAUGUUGAUCAGUUUGGAACUACUCUUUUACAUUAUGCUAUGCGUGGAGGUGGAGAUGAAAAUGUUAUUAAAGCUUUAGUUGCUCAUGGAUUAGAUUAUGAGUCAUGGAGAUCUGAAGGAAUGCCCUUAUUACACUGGGCUUGCAGUAACGGCUUAAUAAAUUUAGUUGAGUACUUGAUUGAAAAAGGUACAUCCUCCUUACAAGAAGCGGAUGAAAAUGGUCGUCUACCAAUACACGUUGCAUCGGUAUUCGGGCAGCCAGUUAUUUUGUCCUAUCUGAUACGUGCACAAUCCACUCGUCUACAUCCUGUGUCUGUGCCAGCCCAAUUUUUAUCCGCACUGAAUGAUGAUAAUGAAUGUUCUGAUGAUGAAGGUGACGAAAAGGAUAUAAGCAAUAUAGUCGGCAAACAGAAAGAAAAUAGGUCUCAUUCAAAAUUAUUAGCAAUGAAAAGAAAAGAUUCGACGGAUUUUAAUAAGAGCAUGAUGAAAACAGUAGCAGCUGCAAACUAUUUAGAUAUGAACCAUUGGACACCUUUACAUCAUGCAAGUUGUGAAGAUGCUGUAAACUAUUACCAUGAUUGUUUGAAAAUUCUACUUGAUAAUGGUGCUGAUCCAAUGUUGCCUACCUCACAAGGUAAAACUGCAUUGGACUUAGCAUAUGCUGCUGGAAGGUCACAAAUAUUAGUAGAUGUUUUACCAAAGAGACAAUUAAUCGCUUUGCUAAUGUUAAUCGACGAUAUUGUUCCACUUAAUGUAAGAAAAAGAUUAAAUGAAGAAGAGAAACAGAAAGAACGUUCUGGACUUGGUAACAUAGCAGCCUGUGAACCUUACGUGGCAAUGAGUGUAAAACGAGAACUUAGUCCAGGUGUGAGUAGUGAAAUGCGCAAAAGAUCACGGAAAGGUUAUUCAUUUAUUCGUCGUAUGGCUGAUAAGAUGGAUACAUCUGAUGGUAAUCAGGGUCAAUUAAAAAGCUUUGGGAAAAGUUACAAGGCGGACUGCACAAAUGUAAUUAGCAUAUGGCGUAAGAUUCUGCUGAACGAUAAUGUGGAACUGUUAACAACGUUAAGAGACUCUCUGGUAUGGAGACAAAACAAAUCAAACACUCCUACAUCUGCUACUGAUUUUAGCAGAAUAAAUGAGAGUUUAGCCAUGCCUGCAGAUCAGAUAUCACUGGAUGAUUUUGAAAGUGCUCAACAAAUCAGCUUGAAGCAAAUGUACGAACUAUUCUCUGAUUGUUACGAAAAUGGUACUGGAGUGUUUACACAUGUUCAAGCAGAAUUCCAUGAAACGUUAAAAGCCCACGACUUUAGAACAGUUCUACAAUCAAUGACUGGCUUACUUACGUUCAAUUCGUUAAGUACUGAUAAAAUUGUCAUUCUGCGUCCCAUGCACAGAUCUCUUUUAUUUUUAGCAAUAAUCUGUGGACGCUUUCGUGUAGUUGAACAGUUGCUUCGCAUGAGACAAUUCGAUAUUCUACCAGCAACUGUUUUGGUGACCCUGAUUCUUCGUCGUCUUCAUAAACAACCUGGUUUUCCCCAACAGAUGCUGAGUGAAUUGAGCACUUUUGCGGAUCGACUAGAAUCUAUCGCUGUUGAUGUAUUAAACUUGGUUUUUCUCAAAGACAACACCCCAGAAAAAAUGAUAUGUCGCUCAAUGCUGAGAGCACCGUUGCGUACCUUUGGAGGUAUUUCUUUAAUAGAUUUAUGUGCGAAAGCAAAAUGUACCAGUGUAUUAAGCUUGUCAUGUUGCCAGCGUCUUUUAGAUGAACGAUGGCAUGGAGUUCUGAUUUGUUUACCUAUAUGGAUGAGGUGGACAUGCAAAUUCUUCCCCGUUGCUGGUAUAUUUUACUUUGAAUAUAAAAGGAAUAAAGAACGUAGACGUGCAGCACUACUACGAACUAUGGCUGCUAAUUCUGCAAUGGGAGGUAAAUUGCCUUGCAACUUAUUGAAUGAUUCACUGGCACGUACAGACGGAAUAUCAUCCUCUGUAAAUAUGUUAUCUAAAGCUCUUCCAGCCACACCGCAACUAAUGAUUAAUCCAGUGAACCAAAAAAAAUCAAAGUCGCAAAAAACUCAAAACGCCUUACCGACAUUUCCAAUACAAGCACCUGAACCUGAAGUAAGCAUUUAUGACCGCAUGUCGAAUCAAUUUGGCUGGAGUUCUUCUCCAAGAUGGCAUUUUGUUACUGGAGUCUAUUCAUCACCAACAAUGAAAUUUUGCUUACAUUCCCUUUUCCACUUGUUAUUUUUAUUAUUAUUUUCAUUUGUAUGCGUAUACGAUUUAAAAUUUCCCCUAAAUCGUAUGGAAUUAAUUUCACUAUCUUAUGUCUUGGGAUAUGCAUUCGAAGAAAUGAGACAAAUCGUACUUGAAGCAUCUCGAGAUGGAUUUGGUGAUUAUUUCAGAGAUGGGUGGAAUUGGAUAGAUUUAUUUGCAAUCGGAUUAACAUUUAUUGGCUUUUGCAUAAGAAUGAAUGUGGUGAAUAAGUAUGCAUCGCUUUUUGAUGAAGCCCAUGAUCCUGUACUUUAUUUAACUCGCAAUCUGUAUAUGCUUGGUCUUAAUCUUUUUUACAUGAGAACUCUCUACAUUACUUCUAUUUCUCCCAUUAUUGGUCCUAGAUUAAAAAUGAUGGCUGAUAUGUUACGUAAAGAUUUAAUACCACUGUUAUUAGUAUUUGCAAUCUUCAUAUUCUCUUUCGGAGUAUGGUUUCAAGGAUUAAUUUUUCCAAAUAGCUUUUUUGAGACACCAGAACAACGCCGACAACCGAAUCUUAUGAACAGCACAGAAUAUUCUCGACAAAGAGAUUUGCAGAGACUAGGACUAGCUAAAUCAUUUACUGGAUUAUUCAGGCGCGCAUUCUACAGCAUAUUUGAAGUAAGCAUUGUUUUGGAGGAAGAAACUUGUGAAGAUAACAAAUAUUGUGGAAGUGUAAACGGAUUUCAUACAGUCACAUUCUUUGUCCUGGUAUUAUACGUUGGCAUUGUUAAUAUUAUCUUAAUCAAUUUACUUAUUGCGUUAUUCAGUAAUACUGUAUCAAGAAUAGAUCAAAAAUCGACAGCACAUUGGCUAGCAGGACGAUAUAAAAUGGUAAAAGAAUACAGUGAACGAACCAUGUUGCCUCCACCGUUCAAUACUCUAUGCAUUAUUUAUGAGUUACUACGAUGCUUUUACAUCGGAACUGGUCAGUGUAUUUGUGCAGAUUUAAAAAAUUCGCAUAAAAGAAAUAAAACAUUAUUAAAAAUGGAAUCGAAUGGUGAGGCAGAUGGACAAGAAAAUGAUUCACCUGAGGAGGAAAAUAGCAAUGCCAAAAAAAAUUUGACUCGACAGAAUCACCUAAUUAAGAUUAAACAACAAAAUAAUAGACGAAUUAAAAAAUUGAUGGGUGAAUCAGAUGACUGUGUUAAGUCAUACAAACAAGAGAUCGAUGGAGUACUGAAAUUCAUCUUAAUACAAAGUUUUGCAUUGCAAAACAAUAGACAUGCAUUGGGUACAGGGAUUAGUUUCCGUGGUCCUUAUACCAGUCAAACACCAAAUACCUCUGAUCCAGCAGCGAAUAGUGAAAGUAUGCAGGCACGACAUAAUCAAAUAGACAGCCGCUUAGAACGCAUUGAAUCAAUUCUCGAAAGACUUAUUGAUUGUGUCAAUCAAAUUAAAGUGAGUGAGACUUCAUCACGGGAAACGCCAAAUGUACGUUCACCCAUUCCAGUACGUAUGCCGUCUGUAAAACUAGCUUAUGCUCCCACUGAUUCAUCAGUUAAAGCUGUAAAAAUACCAACAUCAAAGGAAAUGUUUCAGCAGGUUAGUGAACAGAUGGAGGCGAGAAAUGAAACUGAUAAAUCUCCUAACACUGGAAGACCACCAUCUAUAAAAAUACAAAAUUCAUUUUAACAUCUAUUGGUUAGUUUCAUAAAGGUGUCAAACACUAUGAAAUCGUCCCACUUAAGCAUGCAAAAAGUUCAAUUCUUUCUAAUAAUUCAUAAAAUUAUUUUGUCUUAAAUAAGAGGUGGAAGAAUGUAUAAAUCCAGAAGUUUUAAUCCCUUAUUAAAAAGUUACAGUUCCUGUAGUCAUUACUGUAAAGAAUACACAUUUUUAUUUUUACUGCUACAAAACUCUAUGGAAGAUUAACAGUGAUAACAUUAUUUCAAGCAAUCCAUUGCAGUAUGAAAGACUAAAAUUUGAAAGUAGCUAUUUUAUUCGCCUUUGUUCAACAUUAUGACAAUUUUCAGUUUAGCUUUCACUCUUUAGUUUAUUUUCAUCAUUGGAGUGCUUUUCAUCUUUCCUUUUCUACAACUUGAUAUUUAAUAAAUGUAUGAAAUAAAAAAGACAAAGGAAAAACGUUAGAUUUGACAUCCUCUGUCUCUCGCUAUAAGUGAACAAUUAUUCACCUGAAAAAAAUUGUGUUUACAGAUAAUUUUUUUUUCCCAUUGGAUUCUAAAUUUAGAAACUGUUAAUGAUAUAUUUUAGUUUUUAUCAGUUACUAUUGUACAAUCGACGUAAUAUGUGUUCUACUGUAAAUCCUAAUGUAUUCCAAUGUGAUCUUUAUUCAAAUUAGUUUCCAUUUAUUUUCAGAAGAAAUUAAUUUACAAUUGAAGUGUAAAACUAUCUCCUAAUGAAGUUUAUACUUAAGAGCCAUUGAUGUUGUACAUUUAAUAUUGUUAAAUAAUUAAAAUAUCAAAAAAGAAACGAUUAAAAUCUUAUUUUAUCUUGUGUUGUACCUAAGUCAUGUUUUCACAAAGUAAAAUUAAUCAAUUCUGUUUAUUUUAUGUUAUUAAUUGACAAGAUCAAAUCUCUUUAAAAAAAACACAGUAAAUAAUUUACAUUAUUAAUUCGCACCAAAUAUCUACAAAAUUUCUGACAGAAAAUGCUUUGCAUUUCAAAUUGUCUCAGAGACCUUCAUUAAAAUAUACUUUUUUGCAAUAAUGGAAUUGAA
Messenger RNA from Trichobilharzia szidati, 5355 nucleotides. NCBI's taxonomy places the organism in Eukaryota, Metazoa, Platyhelminthes, Trematoda, Strigeidida, Schistosomatidae. The record is from the annotation of a GenBank genome assembly.